CAGAGAACAGUAAAAUAAAAAAAAAGGGAAAAAAAAAAGAAAAAGAAAAAGAAAAAGAAAAAGAGACCCCUUAAAUAAUAAUCACAAUUCACAAAUCUCCUUCUCCUCCUCCCAUUGAGAUAUGAGAACUCAAACAAAAGAGUAGUGUUGUUGUAUGUAUCUCCCAAUCCAAAACAACCAAACCACCAUUCAUUCUCUCUUUCUCUUUCAUCAUGAAGCCCAUAAGCUCUUAAGAGAGAGAGAGAGAGAGAGAGAGCUACACAUACUUUAUCUCUCCAAUCUAGUUACUUUUUCAAAAGCGUAGGGACACGGAGGGAGGGAGGGAGGGAGGGAGGGAGGGAUGUACAAGAACCAGCUGCAGGAGCUGGCGCAGAGGAGCUGCUUCAGCCUGCCGUCGUAUGCAUGCGUGAGGGAAGGGCCGGACCACGCGCCGCGGUUCAAGGCGUCCGUCAACUUCAACGGCGAGGUCUUCGUCGGGCCCAGCAAUUGCACCACCCUCCGCCAGGCCGAGCACGCCGCCGCCGAGGUCGCCCUCUCCAACCUCUCCGUCCGCGCCCCCUCCACCUCCCUCGCCGCCCGCGUCCUCGAUGAGACUGGGGUGUACAAGAACCUGCUGCAAGAAACAGCACAUAGAGCAGGGCUGAAGCUGCCUCUCUACACAACAGUGAGGUCAGGGCCAGGCCACCAGCCCAUCUUCACCAGCACUGUGGAGAUUGCAGGCUGGACAUUCACCGGUGACUCGGCAAAGACCAAGAAGCAGGCAGAGAAGAAUGCUGCACUGGCUGCCUGGACUGCUCUCAAGCAAAUGCCAGAUUUGGGUUCUUGUUCCAAUCAAGAGAAAAAGGAGUCUACUGAGUGCAGUGAAGAGCAAGAACAUGUGGUUGUAGAGAGGGUGCUCUCAAAUUUCAAGCCCAAGGAGGAGGCCAAGCCAAUGAAGCCAAGGAGCAUGUCUCAACACCACAAGAGGAGAGAGAUCUUAAACACUUCCACAAGUAGUACUAUUGCUACUACUACUACUACUACUACUUCCUCAUCCUAUAAACAUUCAUGGAAACCACUGGAACCUUCAUCUGAAGCUUCUUCAAUCCACCCAACACACCCACAUCCACCAAACAUACGCAUCUUGGCUCCCCCUGUGCUCCCACCAAUACUGCCCCAAUCCAAGGACAAUAAGAACAAUAUUUCACCUAUCCCUACGCCAAUUCCCCACAGUUCUCUCUUUGAGGAGGCAAACAAGGAUAAAGGAGAAAAGCUUGUUGCAAAAGCACUUCCUAAGUUCAUUAGAGUUUUGGAUCAAAGUGCUAGCACAUUUAGCCAUACUUCAAUCAAGGCCCCUUGUUUGGGGGAUUGCAAGGCAAUUCAAGUCCCAGGUGUGAUCUCCAGCGGUGGAUAUCGCGCGGCUGGGAUGGCCCCGGCCGUGAACGUGCGGUCGGUGAUCCCCGUAUGCGCUUCGCCGCCGAUGCGCACUCCGGUGAGUAAUACUAAUACUACUACUACAAUGGCCGGGAAAGAGGGGGAGGAGAGACCUCAGAUGCCUCUUCCAAGCUCAAGAGUCUCCAGUUGUGAUGAGGAGGGAAGAGGUUUACAAACAAGGAGCCAAUUUUAUGUAUUUGAAUGGUGAUUUUACUGUUUGGCCUAUAAGAUUUAUGGAUUUUGGGAUUCAUGGGUCUUUGAGGUUAUGAUGGUCUUUCCAGGGGGGUUUGUUGUCUUUUUGUCAUAUCUCCAUCAUGUAACUACUGAUCAACUCUCUAAGUAUUUGUGUACUUAUGUGGUGAUUUUGCUGCAGAUCAGAGAAGCAUACAAGAAGCAUGAGGCAUCCAUGUUGUGUAACUGCAUUAUUCUCUCCCUCUGUCUUUUUCUUUGCCUUUGACUUGAAAUAUAACCAAGUUUUGUUUAUCUAGCUUCUUAGUUGUGGUAAUUUUUUCAUAUGGUUGUAAUAGGAUAGUAGCUUAGGAUUGAUGGGGUCUUAUGUCACAAUGAUCUUCUCAUUUAUGUCCAAAUGUUUCCUUACCUAAUACCUAGCAAAAUGAAAGAGUCAAUGCUUGAAAUUCAUGGUUUUCACCUCCCUACUUAUGUACUUAAAUUUCUUUCUUGUAGAGCAUACUUACAGCAGAUAAGAAGGGGAAUGGAACAACACACACACACAAUGCGGAGGAAAUGUGAUGUGUCAGAACAUUAAUGAGCAAUGCACAGGCAGUUUAUUGGCUUCUCAGGGGAGAACCAGUAGUGAGUCAGGGAGAGAGAAUGAGAGUAGGGACUGGGGAGGUGCACUGCAAGGGGCAGGCCAUUCAAUGCAAAUGAAUGUGGAGAAAUAGGGAAGGAAAGACCAAAUGCAGUGACAUAAAGCUGAGCUUUAAUGCUGUGGUCAGCCUGCCUGUGGGCUUUGUCUUCCUUCAUCAAUGACUUUACCAGAGCUCUAGAGAGAGAGAGUGUGCUUGUGUUUUUAAACUUCAUAUAUUUGGAUUUCUCUACCUUGAGGCAAGAAUCACAUCAUCUUUAAUUAUCUUAUUGCUUCUUUGCUAUGUUAGAUCCAUUUGGGCCUUUUCUUUGAGGACACUGUAUUAUUUAGAAAGCAGGAACUGCCAUGAGCAGAUGAAGAAUACAUUGAAUAUGAUUAAUUUUAUACA
This is a messenger RNA of Ananas comosus (pineapple), 2627 nucleotides long. RefSeq names its product double-stranded RNA-binding protein 3-like. The transcript has 4 exons. The coding region runs from base 341 to 1621 and encodes 426 amino acids. The record is from RefSeq and is a predicted model, not a curated record. Gene Ontology annotation, molecular function: double-stranded RNA binding. Lineage: Eukaryota; Viridiplantae; Streptophyta; Magnoliopsida; Poales; Bromeliaceae.